GAAUAUUCAACCGGCAGAACAGCUACACCGCCAUCACCGCCGCCCAAGGCCUGGACCCUUUCGGGGGGAUGCUUCAUGGAGGUCUCAUCUUCGAUUCGACUUGGACAGCUGAUCGGCCUUCCUGAUUGCGGCAUAUUCUGCUCUUGGGUCGUCGAGUCUGGCCAUGGACACAGAAAUAUCACAAUCUUUCUUAUCAUUCUUUGGCUCGUCUCUUCCCGAGGGUAACAGCCAAGAUGCCUUACAACAUUGCUAUGGUCAGUGACUUUUUCUUUCCACAACCAGGUGGGGUUGAAAGUCACAUCUACCAAUUGUCGACCAAACUCAUCGAUCGCGGUCAUAAAGUCAUAAUCAUUACACAUGCAUACAAGGGGCGCACCGGAGUUCGGUAUCUCACGAAUGGUCUCAAAGUCUACCAUGUCCCCUUCCUCGUCAUAUACCGCGAAACGACGAUGCCGACGGUGUUCUCCUUUUUCCCUAUAUUUCGCAACAUCGUCAUCCGAGAGCAAAUUCAGAUCGUCCACGGCCAUGCAAGCUUGAGUUGCUUCUGCCAUGAAGCAAUUCUUCACGCGCGCACUAUGGGAUUGCGGACAGUGUUCACCGAUCACUCUCUAUUUGGAUUUGCCGAUGCGGGAUCUAUCCUGACGAACAAACUACUCAAGUUCGCUUUGAGUGACGUCGAUCAUGUUAUAUGUGUCAGCCAUACAUGCAAAGAAAACACCGUGCUCCGGGCGUCCUUGGACCCUUUAAUGGUCUCUGUAAUUCCCAAUGCCGUUGUCGCGGAGAACUUCCGACCACUAUCCUCUACGCCCCGUACGAAUGAUCGUUCAUCUGGGCCAAUGCAGGAACUACAACCCAUCCCGGCGCCAAUAGGUCCUAAUGACAUCAUCUACAUUGUCGUCAUUUCGCGACUUUUCUACAACAAGGGCACAGAUCUCUUAAUCGCCGCUAUACCUCGAAUUCUAGCGUCACAACCCAACGUGCGAUUUAUCAUUGCCGGCUCAGGACCUAAAGCCAUUGAUCUGGAGCAAAUGCUCGAGCGCAAUGUCUUGCAAGACAAAGUGGAAAUGCUCGGCCCUGUCCGGCAUGAGGAAGUGCGGGACGUGAUGGUUCGAGGACACAUUUAUCUUCAUCCUAGUUUGACGGAAGCCUUUGGAACCGUCAUUGUUGAAGCGGCCAGUUGUGGACUCUACGUCGUUUGCACCCGUGUUGGUGGCAUCCCUGAAGUGCUGCCCCAGCAUAUGACAACCUACGCGAAACCCGAAGAAGACGAUAUUGUCAUGGCUACAGGCAAGGCCAUCGCCGCUCUUCGCUCUAACAAGGUGCGCACUGAUCGAUUUCACGACCAAGUGAAGAUGAUGUACUCCUGGACAGAUGUCGCCCAGCGCACAGAGCGUGUUUACAUGGGUAUAUCUGGUGGAAUCACACCCGAGGAAUUCUACGGAUACUAUCCCGGGCAAGGCUGGGAAGCUAGUGGUGAUCGCGUGCGAAGUUUUGCUCUGAUUGACCGGCUGAAGCGGUAUUACGGUUGCGGAGUCUGGGCUGGCAAAUUGUUUUGUCUGUGUGUAGUGAUUGACUUUUUACUCUACGUCUUCUUGGAAAUGUGGUUUCCUCGAUCGAAUAUCGACAUUGCACGCAGCUGGCCUAAAAAGCUACACCAGAAGAACGACCAAAAUACGACCAACCGAAAUGAACGAGAUCGGAUAGAGACUACGUCCUGAGAUGAUACCCGAUCAUCCAGUUUUCCUACAUAACGUGACUCUCGAAGUAAGUUAUUGUGAAGAUCUUUUAAUAUCAUGCAUGCUAAUCGAAAUCACUCGUAUAGUACAUCAUUAUCCGUAACAAAUUAGGCCUGGUGUCGUUGUCUCUGAGUCUGGGGCUCGUAGUUCCACUCUUUAUCCAGAGUGCUCGCGCUCUCAGGCUCUCUAUCCUCGGCAGCUAGAGCACCCUUGUCGCCACGCUGGUUAGGCUUAGCCUGGUCCCGGUCAAUUCCACGCUGGCUAGGGAUGGUGCGCUCAAAGUUGCCCUCCUGAGAGGCACCAACGCCCUCUAGACCACGGCCGGGGUUCUUUCGGCCGUGCUGGCCAUCGUGACGGAUCUCGGUGCUGGACUGUCCAGAUACAGGCUGUCCCAGACCCGUGUGAACGUCCUGAGAAGUGGCGCCCAUCAACGUGUCACUGGCCUUGGUCUUGACCGAUUCCUUGCCGUGGCCACGCUCGACAUUGGGGUUCAAGGCCUGGCUCCCGGGCUCGUUGACGGGGUUGGGGGUGUAGGAGUUGCUAGCAGGUGCGGUUCCAGGAGGGUACACCUGGGGCUCGUUCUCGGGAGCGAAGUCCUGGGGGGCGACCUUACGGCCGGGCUGGUGCUGUGAGGAUUGUUAGUAUCGUCGAUUAAAUGGAAGCGGUCAUGCAGAACAUACACCCUUGUCGGUUAGAGGGGCCGAGUUGCCAGCAGAGGGAUGGAAACCCUGCUUGUUGUUGUUCUCGGGGUUGGCCUUGUGAAUGCUGGUCAUUGCGGUGGUGUUGUAGGAGAUUUGAGAUAGCGGAAAAGGUCGCAAGAAGAUAGAUGGACUUUUAGCAAAGUUAUUGAAUCGUAGACUUGUAAUUU
Aspergillus melleus is the source of this 2604-nucleotide messenger RNA. It is a transcript of the gene SPT14, whose product is annotated as phosphatidylinositol N-acetylglucosaminyltransferase subunit A/GPI3. The coding region runs from base 234 to 1718 and encodes 494 amino acids. NCBI's taxonomy places the organism in Eukaryota, Fungi, Ascomycota, Eurotiomycetes, Eurotiales, Aspergillaceae. Gene Ontology annotation, cellular component: glycosylphosphatidylinositol-N-acetylglucosaminyltransferase (GPI-GnT) complex. Gene Ontology annotation, molecular function: phosphatidylinositol N-acetylglucosaminyltransferase activity. Gene Ontology annotation, biological process: GPI anchor biosynthetic process. The record is from RefSeq and is a predicted model, not a curated record. The transcript is spliced from 5 exons.